Messenger RNA from Orbicella faveolata, 1218 nucleotides. RefSeq names its product SPRY domain-containing SOCS box protein 3-like. The record is from RefSeq and is a predicted model, not a curated record. Gene Ontology annotation, cellular component: SCF ubiquitin ligase complex. Gene Ontology annotation, molecular function: protein binding. Lineage: Eukaryota; Metazoa; Cnidaria; Anthozoa; Scleractinia; Merulinidae. Gene Ontology annotation, biological process: proteasome-mediated ubiquitin-dependent protein catabolic process.
CUCUAUUUUUGCCUGAUCGAAAAGUGACAACUGUGAGCAGAUGGUCACGAAACUUCACCUCUGCUUCACUCUUCAGAAAACACGUACAAAACAUCGCGACAUGCGCAGAGGCGACGACCGUAAGAUAUGUAAAACUAGUCAUUCGGCCGCUUGUAAAUUUAAAUCUCCCAGAAUGUCAAAGAGUACAAUCUUUUAGAGGAGUUCCGCGUCCUCCUGGGUUUGUGGUGCAGUCCUUUUGGGAAUUCCUGUCACCUCAUUUCAAAAGGGGCUUUGUUUAUAAUAUUUCCGUGCCAUCUUGCAUCACUUUACUGACGCAACAAUGUUUACAGAUACACCCUGAGUUACCCCCCACCCUUGGUUUUAUUCGCCUCGAAUUAUUAAUCUUUCUGGUUUUACUUUGAAAUUUUUUACCUUAAACUGAACACCACUGGUUUCAACGAGUUUGGUGGCUUCAACUUUUACAUUUUUAAACACUUUUUUGCGGAUCGAAGGAAGAAUUGUGCUUACGUGAGCCCGCGUGUUAAGCAGAAGGGCUGCUCAGCAGGCUACGCCUUAGGAAUAUCAUUUUUCAACGAAAACAAACAGAACUAGAUAACCGCCUCACGGCAAGUCAGUUGAACGAAGUACAGGGAAGAGACAUUGUUUACAACUUCACAAGGAGAAGAUUUUAUCCCAAAGCUAAUUGGGAAUUUAGCCGUAAAUCAUGGCAUUAGUCCACACAAGUUUCCGUGCAAACCCUUUCGAGAGCUCGAGACUAUCACAACGCGAACUUCUCGAGCGCAUUUUCAGCCAGCACGGAGAUGCAGACGAGCAUGUUCAUCACAUGGACUAUGAAGAAAGCUCGAGCGACUCGGGCUCGGACUAUGAAAUGGAAGAAUCUCACGAAGACUAUGACUGGAAGUGGGAUCCCACGACACUUUCAUCGUCAGUAUGCCUAACACGUAGUAAUAAAGAAGUGUUGUUCCACCCUGAUUACAGCUGUGGAACUGCAGCAGCAAAAGGCUCAGAGCCCCUUUGUCAGGGGGGAGAGUACUACUGGGAAAUCAAGAUGACCAGUGCAGUCUAUGGUACAGACAUGGUAGGUCAUGUUCUCCACUACUGUUCUGGAACAAUUUGAGUGAGACAAAAAAACAACAAGCAGUAGACAUGACAAAGAGCUGGAAAUGGCAACUGAUGACUUGAUAAUGUUUUGCAACACUGAAUACCUACCAGGACUGA